AAACAUUUGUGCCGAUUAGUUGAGCGCGUAAGAUCAGCAUGAAACUCCUGUUGGUUCUUCCAUUCUUGGUGGCUGCCGUCUCGGCACAGUUCGGAGGAUUUGGAGGCGGUGGUAGAUUUGGAGGCGGAGCUGGACUUGGAGGUGGUCUUGGUGGUGGACUUGGAGGUGGUCUAGGAGGUAUCAGGGAUGGCCUGGCCAAUGCGGCGGGUGCCGUUCAAGGAGCUGUCGGCCGCAUUGCCAGUGUUGUUCCACCUGUGCCCUUGUUGAAUAAUGUCCAGAGCUUCGGUGAUUUUGUGGCUCAAACCGGCAAGACCUAUGCUUCCGCCGCUGAGCAGCAGUUGCGUGAGACAGCUUUUAGUGCCAGUAAGAGCUUGGUGGAUGCCGGAAACGCGGCUUUCGCGUCUGGAGCCUCCACUUUCAAGUUGGCUGUGAAUGCCUUCUCCGAUCUGACCCACUCUGAAUUCCUGUCCCAGCUGACGGGUCGCAAGAGAUCCGCUCAGGGAGAUGCCCAAGCUGCUGCCAGCAAACAGCCACCCAGUGUUCCAGCUGUCCCAGUUCCCGAAUCGUUCGAUUGGCGCCAACACGGUGCUGUCACUCCCGUUAAGACCCAAGGAACAUGCGGAUCCUGCUGGGCUUUUGCCACCACCGGUACCAUCGAGGGACACGUUGCCCGCGCCACUGGCAAACUCCCUAUUCUGUCUGAGCAAAAUCUGGUCGACUGCGGACCUCUGGAUAUGGCUCUGGCUGGCUGCGACGGUGGUUAUCAAGGAUAUGCCAUGGCCUUCAUUCAUGAGCUGCAGAAGGGUGUGUCGAAUGCUGAUAGCUAUGCUUACCUUGAUAAGCAGGACACCUGCAAGUACAAUCCCAGCACUUCCGCAGCCCAGAUCAAGGGAUGGGUCGAAAUUCCUGUGGGAGACGAGGAGUUGCUGAAAAAGGUGGUCGGCACUUUGGGUCCAGUAGCAUGUUCAUUGUAUGGAACUGAGACCCUGUUGAACUACGACAGCGGCAUAUACUCCGACGAAGAGUGCAACGGCGAGGAUCCAAACCAUUCCGUCUUAGUUGUGGGAUACGGAUCAGAGAAUGGCCAAGAUUAUUGGAUCGUCAAGAAUUCGUGGUCAGCAGCCUGGGGCGAGGAAGGAUACUUCCGGCUGAUCCGUGGCAGGAACUUCUGCAACAUUGCUGCAGAGUGUGCCUACCCAGUGGUUUAAGUUAAAAGAUCUUUUGUGAUUAAAUAAACCUGAAACUAAAGUAAUUAAAAACCA
Molecule: messenger RNA, 1262 nt
Organism: Drosophila bipectinata
Lineage: Eukaryota; Metazoa; Arthropoda; Insecta; Diptera; Drosophilidae
Gene: CtsK2
Product: Cathepsin K2
Biological process (GO): positive regulation of apoptotic signaling pathway; positive regulation of peptidase activity; immune response
Cellular component (GO): lysosome
Molecular function (GO): cysteine-type endopeptidase activity; cysteine-type endopeptidase activator activity involved in apoptotic process
Source: RefSeq, a predicted model, not a curated record